This is a messenger RNA of Botrytis byssoidea, 1386 nucleotides long. RefSeq lists its product as uncharacterized. Gene Ontology annotation, molecular function: protein-disulfide reductase activity. NCBI's taxonomy places the organism in Eukaryota, Fungi, Ascomycota, Leotiomycetes, Helotiales, Sclerotiniaceae. The record is from RefSeq and is a predicted model, not a curated record. Gene Ontology annotation, cellular component: mitochondrial intermembrane space. The transcript is spliced from 3 exons. The coding region runs from base 110 to 1066 and encodes 318 amino acids. Gene Ontology annotation, biological process: protein import into mitochondrial intermembrane space.
GAUGCUUACAAACACGGCGUUCAUAUUCGAGUCUGCUAUUCUUUGAGAUUCCUAAUAUUUCGUUUGAGUCCUUUCAUCUUCACAGUCAUUUUCUCGAAUUCAGCCCAGCAUGUUCAAAUCAGUUUUGAGAGUUGCGCCGAAAGGCUCACGACCACAAUCUAAAUCUGUCAUUAAUACCACUUCUGCUCGACGAUUUUUAAGCACAGCACCACCCUCACAAAAGUCCCGAAGUUGGAAAAGCAGCGCUGCACGAUGGGCAUUGGCAGGUGCAGGAGUAUAUUGGUAUAAUACGAGCAAUGUUUUCGCCGAAGAACCAGAAGCAAUUCAAAAAUUAGAUGAAUCAAUACACAGAGUUCGAGAAUCAGACUUACCCACUCUCGAUGCGGUCAUUGAAGAAAAGCGAAAACGACAAGCAGAACUAGCAGCAGAACAAGAGAAGAGGGAACACGAGUCGGCCGCGAAAGCAGUCGCUGCAGAAGGUGGAGCUGAGGAGGAAGGAGAGAUGGAAGGACUAGAAGAUGAAGCUGGCCAACAAGGCGCAUUCAAUCCGGAAACUGGUGAAAUCAAUUGGGAUUGUCCUUGUUUGGGAGGAAUGGCACAUGGACCUUGUGGAGAGGAGUUCAAAGCUGCGUUUAGCUGUUUUGUUCACUCUACUGAAGAGCCAAAGGGUGUUGAAUGUAUAGAAAAGUUCAAGGGAAUGCAAGAUUGCUUCCGAGCUCAUCCAGAGAUGUAUGCAUCAGAAUUGGAGAAUGAGGAGGAUGAGAUAGAGGAGGAGCUUCGAGCAAGAGAAGCGGCAAAUGGGUCAGGAGAGGGUGGCUCGGAACCGUUGUCUCAAAAGGCCGCAGUAUCAGAAAACCCCGAAGAAAAAUCCGAGAAGAAGUCUGAAGGAAAAUCAGAGCCAGCGAAGCCAACUACACAAAAAGCUACCGAGUCCAAUUCGGAUUCAACUGAAGAGAAACACAGGGAUGGCCGAAACAGCACAACACCUGAGCCUACACAAAAUUCGGGCGAUGAGGGAGGAGAUUUAUUACCACGAGCUGCUCAUGAUGCUACAACAAAGAAAUAAGUCCUUUUAGACUGUAAUUUUAUUGUACAAAUGUAAUACCAAAAAAGACGAAACCAUUGGGCAUUCUUGUUCUUCUGUAUGAUAUAUGAAAACUCAACUCAACUCAUGAUAGUUUGAAUGGUGUUGAUUUUUACCUAUGUUUUAGAUAGGAAGUAUAGUAUGCAAGAGGUAAGUGUUGUGAUUCUUUGUUCCCCAGAGUUGGAAAGCUUUGAUGACAAGAGCCUUCUAUGAUUUUAGAGCAUUUAGUAUUUACUAGGGAAUAUACCGGUACAAAAAUGCUAUUGCUAUCAUUCUGGACAUCGUCAACAACUGACAACUUA